AUGUCAGCAAUUGUGAAUACAUAUUGUACAAGUGAACGGGCUGAAUUUUCUUUGUAUGGAUAUUUUGUAAAGAAAAGAUAUAAAGAUUCAAGAGGCUUUCCGGAACUAAUAUUAAUUAAGAAUGAAAAGAUUGAACUGUAUGAAAUUUCAGAGAAUUCAUUUAGAUUUACUACAUCAUCGGACCUCAUAAUAAGUCCAGUAAGUUGCUGCAUAAUAAAGGGAAUGGAUGAUUCUGUUGAUUUUAUUGCAUUAUUAUUUUCCAAUUGGAAUUUAAGUAUAUACAAAUACGAUGAAAACUAUAAUUGUCUGAAGAUCGUUAAUAGAUUUAUUAUAUCAGUGAAUAAUUUACUUAAUGAAACAAGUGAGGCUAAUGUAAUGAGUAAAGGUAUGAUAGAUAUGGAUGAUUUGGUUAAAAUGGAAUCUUUAAAUACAAGUAAAGAUAGCGAUAUUGGUAUGAUAAUGAUAAUGAUAACAUUACCUAAAUAUAUUUUGUUUGUAACUAAGAAAUUAAGUUAUGAAUUUAAAGGCUCUGAAAAAAAGGAAAUACUUAAUAUAGUUAAUUGCUGGGGGAUUACUUGUAAUACUGAUUUACUUGUAGAUACUAUAGUUGAUACAUGUUUUAUUGCUGAUAAAUGUGAGGUAUUUGCACAUCCAAGAAUAGGUAUACUAACAAGGAUAGGACCUAUUAGUAAUGGAGCUGUGCAAUCUCAUUCAAAUAGUGUUAAUCUAAUUUUUAUUUCUUUGAAUAUAGAGAUAAUGAAUUUUUAUAUUAUAGAAAAGAUUGAAUUACUUCCAAUGGACUGUUAUAAGUUAUUUCCUAUUAAUACUGAAAAAUUACCAAAUAUAUCUAUAUCUGGAGGUUUGAUAAUUGCCUCUAAGAGUUGCAUCAUAAUAAAAUCUAUUUUACAUAAUCCAUUUACUUUGGUUACAGUAAAUAAUGACUACAAUGAGAUCCCAACUAAGAAAUUGGAAAUUGAUAUAUGUGUACAGAAUGAAUUGACAUUCAGACCACAAAUUAUUGGAAAUAAUAAUUCAUCUAUAGAAGCAUGUUCAGAACCUGUGAAAUCUUUUAUUUCCCCACUUAAACCACUUUUUAUACAGAAUAGUGAUUUAAUGGUUGAUUUAGAACUUAUAUCUGCUGUAAAUUUCAUUUGUACAAGUGAAUACUAUGGUAUUUUAUUAUUUAAUAAAGUUGAACCUUAUGUUUUGGGGUUAAUUUUGCACUUAGCUCAUGAAGAACCUCAUGGUUUUAAUUUUAUAAAUUGGUUUAAAAUAGAGCAAUAUUGGGAUUGGACUCAUCAAUUCAGAAGUUAUUCUAAGAAAACUGAAGAAGAUUCUUAUAUAUGCCAAAGUUCUAUAGGAUUAGAUUUGAAGCUAGAAAGUCUGCAAAAAAGAACUCGUAUUAGUGAUUACUCUAUGAUAGAUUCAUUUUGCUUGGCAAUAUCUAUUCCUAUUUUUCCAGUACAAUCUGCAUUUUGGUUAUUUUGUGAAGAGUCUACUGGCAGAGGUACUAUAUUAGUUGUGGGAGAUGUAUCAUCAAGUUCUGGUGUGUCUUUUUUAGAUAUUGAAAUGAAAGGUAUAAUAAGCUGUAGAGAUGAAAUACAGAAUAACUUGUUCAGUAAAGUAGACUUAUAUACAGAAAAUAAUCUCACAGAUUCUAAUAAAGACUUUUUAUGUAAUAUUAAUUUUGAUAAAUGUUUAAGAAACUUACUUACCAUAAACUAUGAUCGCAUUGUUAGUUCAUAUGAUUUAGAUUUUGAAAUGAUUGAAAAAUUAUAUUUAGAAGAAAGUAAAAAUAGUAAUUCUGAAGAUUUGGUAUCAGAUAUUUCAUCAAUAAAAUUUUAUAUUAGAGAUUAUAUGGAUUUAGGUCCAAACCGUUUACGUGAUUUUUGUACCCUUGAAUUGAAUAAUUCUAAUGAUUCAAUGGCAAAACCAAGAAGUUUAGAGACUCAAUGUAUUCUUAGCACUGGUGGAAAUUAUCCAAUUGGUCAGAUAACUUUUCAUAAGAAAGAAAUACCUCUUUAUAGCAUCACAGAAUUUUCUUUAGGUGAAGUUCUUCACCAUUGGUCUAUAAAUGAUAUUAAUAACAAAUCAAAAUUUAUAGUUUUCACAACAGAUUCUUUAGAAGCUAUUGGUAAAACAUAUAUAUUUUCACUAGAGAUAAUUGAGCAAUCUAUGAAAAAAUCUGGAAAUGACUAUAAUGCUUGCAAUAUAAAAGAUGAAACAGUUCAACAAGAUUCUCCUAUUGUUGGAGAUAUAACCCAAUUAGAUCCCUCGACUGGUUUAUACGGAUUUGAUGGAGAUUGUAGUACAGUUGCUAUGGGAUCUAUUUGUUUACCAAAUAAUGGAAUAUAUAUUAUCCAAGUUACCUCCUCAAGUCUUUAUGUAUUGUCAUCUGAUAUGUCCCAAAGAUGUAUAGAAUUAGACUUUAUGAAUACAAUUUUACAGAAUGAAUUAGAUGCUCCAAUGGUUGCCAAAUGUCUCAUUAUUAAAUCUUUUAUUAUACUCCUUUUGGAAAAUUCUAAACUAGCUCUUAUCAAACUAGAGAACAAAAGUGAUUUUAAUGAAAAUACACAUUCACUAAAUUCUAGUAUAGUAAAAGGUCAAGUUAUAGCAAUGCACAGUAAUUUUGUUCUUGUUCAUUUAUCCCUUGAUCUCCUUUAUCAGCAGUUACUUCAAUUUUAUACUACAUCUAGUUCUUUAAUUUUUCAAAGAUCACAGGGACAUUCUCUAUUUGGAAAUGAGGAUAUUCCUGACAAUCCAACUUUCUGGUUUCGACAUUUAUCCGUUGUUCUUGAUUCAAAUGAAGAUUCAGAUACACAGGAAAACUUUGAAAUCAAUGAGAAAAUAAAUACAGUUUCAGAUAGUGGCAAGUAUUUGGAAGAUGUAAGAAAAUCUGGUGAUAUAGAUAAAUAUUUAAAACACAAUUUAGACAAUAAAAGUUCUAUAAUUAUUUUGAUAGUAUAUAGUCAAGUCUGGAGAAAUGGUGCUCUUAUAAUGAUUGAUCUUGAAAAUCACCAAAGAAUUGUUUUUUUUUCACCAUUCAUCUCUGCGGUACCUGCAUUAUUAAGAAAUGUUGCAACUCCUUAUUCUUAUAUUUUAGAAAAUACAAUUUCGCGUCUACUUGAAUGUGAAUUUGAUUUAGGUCGUCCAAUAACUUGUAUUAUAUCACCUAUUGUAGAACCAGAAUUCACUUUUAAAGCAGAGUACUCAGAAGAUAUGUUAGCAAGUAAUUUUUCUAUCCAAGAGGCUGUAGAGAAAUGUUAUCAAGUGAAAAGUCAAACAUGUGACUCUAAUCAAAAUGGUUCAACCAAUAAAACGAAUAUAUUUGGUAAAGGAUUUAAUGAGGCAUCUCAUUUGGUGACGGCUGAGAUGAUUAGCCUAAGUAAUUAUGGUGAAAUGCUUCUUAUAAUUACAGUAAAUAAACGUCCAUUACUGACAUAUAAAUCUUUCAACAAAAUGGGUAGAAAGAAAUAUAAAUCACUGCGUGAUGUUAUGCUAGACACUAAUAUAAAUUGGAUAUUAAUCCCUCAGCCAAAUCUUCCUGGGAUAUUCCCUAGUAUUACUAAUUUCUACCCACUUUUUCCCUUAAGUGGAUUUACUUCUUCUAGUAGUAUGGAAGAUACUUUUUCUAAAGAACCUCCAUUAUCAGUUUAUAAAUGUGGUCAUAUUACUAAAUAUUUUAAAGGAACUUGCUCAAGUUGGAUUUAUGUUCCUCCAUCUUCUGUUACUGAUGCUAAAGAUACAGACAAUUCACAGAUAAACUCACCUAACAAUCUGGAAAACAAUGAAAUGACAUGUAAUGCUCUAUGGAUAAUAGAAAGUAGAAGUAAAUUCAGUAUUGUUAGAUUUGAAUCUGAGAAAAAGACGAAUUGCAUUUCAGCAAUACAAUCACCCUGGUCAAAAAUGUCGAUAUUAUUAACAACUCAGUAUGAUCACCAAAUUAAGUUUCAGAUAUUUCAAUCUCCUUUUACAUAUCAAAUGGAUAUAUUUCCGCCAAUAGCCACUUCAUAUGAUAACUGGCUAUUAAGAAGAGUUUGUUUACCUGAGGUCAUUCCUCAAAAAAUAGCAUUUAGCGAGAAAUAUAAACUUGUAGCUCUUAUAGUUGGAAUACCAGAUAUAGCAAAGCAUCAUCUCAAUGGCUUUCAUAUUCAACAAAUGGCUUUUUAUAGAUAUUUACGCUGUCUUGAAGCUGGAGGAAAAGAAGCACAAACAAUAUUAUACAACCAAGAACUAAUUAGAAAUCCUGAAAAGUGUUUCGAAAAAUCUUUGACAAGCAUUCCAGAUCUUGGAAUCCCAAGUGUUGACUUUCAUUGUAGUUCCUUCAAUGAUUCAUUACCUCCUGGGAUCGAAAUAGGUGAAAUAUUACCGAAAUUAGUUACACAAGCAGUUAAGGAAGCAGAAAUAUACGAAUUUUCAAAUUCAACUAACUCAAAUAAAAAAAGUUUAAAACAGUAUCAUCCAAGUUACAAAUCAGGAAUACUUCGUCAUGAGUUACUAAUAUAUUCUCUAGAUGACUUAUUUCCUCCAGUUAUACAAUUUCAAAUAAAUCAGACAAUACACUAUGCAAAACCUCUUGCUAGAUUUAGCUUUGGACCUUGGGAAGUUGGUCUUGAUAUCAAAUUUGGACAUGACUCCCAAGGAGUAGAUGUUUUAAUAGUUGGAACUGGGACAAAUCCAACUCAAUAUUAUGAAGCUGAAGGACGUCUUUUGUUAUUUAGAGUAAAACAUAUUCUAUUAAAUAGAGAGAGCAAUUACUCUACACAUGAAGAAAAAAAUAAUCUUAUAAUGAUUGAUUCUAAACAUCAACCAUUAAAUUCAAAUAAAUGGCCAGGUUUAUCAAGUUAUUGGCCAUCUCGUUUAUCUCAGGCUUUAUAUCAAACUAAUAUAGUUGUUAUUAAUCCUUGUUUUUCAAAGGUAUAUCGUGGACCUGUUACAUGUGUUGAUCUAAUUGACUUGCCAGCUACAACUGCUCCUGUAGCACCUGCUAUACCUGCUUUAGCUGCUUAUCCAAUUCUACAAACUAACAUGGGACUAAGGAGUCCAUCAUCUCUUGUUAGUUAUAUGAUCCAUACAUUUGGCUAUAGAUUAUUUAUACAUGAAUUUAAGGAAGAUGAUAAUUCUUUUAUACGUGGAACCUUUAUGGAUACUCCUUUAGGAAUUACAUGUGUCUCUCACUUCAAAUCCUUGUUUUUUGUUGGUGAUAUUAGAAGGGGGAUUCAUCUUGGAAUGCUAAGGACAGAUUCUGGUAGAGGAUCCCAAACAAUGGUAAAGCUAGCUAGAUCACACCCACUAUGGAAAUUUACUUGUACAGCUGCACAGCCCAUUAUUAAUGCUAAAGAUAUGGCAGUACUAGUUGCAGAUAAUAGAAACAAUAUAUAUGUCUUUGAACCUGAUUUUAAUGCAACUCAAAUUAUUGAAAGAGAGACUCUAAAGCCUAAAUCAAUAAGUAAAAUUAGUACAAGUAUUGUGAAUAUGAAACAAGUUAGAGUUGAAAACCGUGUAGUUGUUAUUGCUAUCGGACAGAACGGCUCAUUUUACUCUAUGCAAUUUAUCGGGCAAAAGCAAAGGACACUCUUUAGGCAGCUUGAAAAAGCCCUAGAUAAUACAAUCCCACCUUGUUUAGGACUUGGUAAUAAGACACUUCAACGUAUUAAUAUAAAUAACUCUAUACCUUCAUAUAUACGUAAUUUAUAUCCUACGAAUACACUAGUAUAUCAAAGUUGUAUACAAAGUAUUAGGUAUCUAUCUGCACCAUUACAGAAGGUCUUAUUGAAGAAUAUUAAGAAGGAUUUAAGUUUAAUUAGUAAUUUUAUAGUUUAA
Messenger RNA from Cryptosporidium muris RN66, 5823 nucleotides. RefSeq lists its product as uncharacterized. Gene Ontology annotation, cellular component: nucleus. Lineage: Eukaryota; Apicomplexa; Conoidasida; Eucoccidiorida; Cryptosporidiidae. The record is from RefSeq and is a predicted model, not a curated record. The transcript is spliced from 2 exons. Gene Ontology annotation, molecular function: protein binding; nucleic acid binding. Bases 1 to 5823 code for a protein of 1940 amino acids.